Molecule: messenger RNA, 3710 nt
Organism: Eleginops maclovinus (Patagonian blennie)
Lineage: Eukaryota; Metazoa; Chordata; Actinopteri; Perciformes; Eleginopidae
Gene: pibf1
Product: progesterone immunomodulatory binding factor 1
Exons: 15
Coding region: 271-2175 (634 amino acids)
Biological process (GO): cilium assembly
Cellular component (GO): centriolar satellite
Source: RefSeq, a predicted model, not a curated record
CAGUCGAUCCGUUGGCGGUUAGCAGGCGACUCAGAGCGGGACACUUAAAAAUAAAAACAACCCACCACAUAUGGUCUUGGCAGCUCCAGGAUGUCACUUAAAAGCUUUAUUGCGGGUAUACAUAUCUCAUUCUCUCAAUAUGAGUACAUUGGUUGUCUUUUUUCAACGAGAUAGAGUGGUGCAGUGUCGGGUUUUGUUGUCGGUUCUCCUAGCUACAAACUCACUACAGUCUCUGCUACGGUAAGUGGCGUCGGACCAAAACAGUACAAAAUGCCUCCCAAGAGGCAACAGGUGAGGCCAAGAGCAGCCAAUAUCUCCAGCUCCCUGGACCUGGAGUCGGAGGACAUCAGCCUGGAGACCACGGUGCCCACCACCGAGGACAUCUCCUCCUCCGACGAGCAGCGCGACGGUUCCCAGAAGGUGACCCGCCAGCUGAUCGAGAGGAAGGAGCUGCUGCACAACGUCCAGCUGCUGAAGAUAGAGCUUUCUCAGAAAAACCUCAUCAUAGACAACAUGAAGGCCGACCAUAUGUCCAAGGUUGAGGAGCUAGAAGAAAGGCUGAAUGAUGCUCUACAUCAGAAACAAAUGUUGGCCCUGAGACUUGACAGCCAGCUGAAACUUAACCAAGAAGAGAACAGGAAGCAGCAGGCUCUGCGUAAACAAGAGAUGGAGGCCAUCCUGCUCAGGCAGCAGCAGCUGGAGGAAACUAACCGGCAGCUGUGUGAUAAGGCUGGAGAGCUGCGGAGGUCGCUCAGGGAUCUGGACAUCUCCCAGGACCGGUACCAUGAGCUCCGCGACCUCCCUGAUGACAAACUCUCCAUACAGGAAUAUGUAGCUAUGCGUUUCUACGAGGUGGUGACUCCUCUGCGGGCCCAGCUGUCUGAGCUCAGUGUGAAGAGAGGAACUUUAAGUGAAGACCUGGACACACACAGAACCCAGAUGAGGGCUUUGAUGGAGAGCUACGAGGAGGAGCGGCGGCUACGUGCUGAGCUGGAGUUGAGGAGCCAGAGACUGACGCUGGAAUUGGCCGACACCAAACAGCAGAUUCAAGAAGGAGAUUAUCGGCGGGAAAACUAUCCUGCCAUCAAACGUGAGCGGGACAACUUUGAAUCAGAACUGAAAGAUUUCAAGAGAAGAUUUGAGACACUGGACCUGACUCACACUGCAGUGACCAGAGAAAGGAACACACUCAGCACAGAGGUGGCGACAUUGCAGCAGUCAGUGAGUCUCCUGCAGAAGGAUAAGGAGUACCUCCACCGGCAGAACAUGGAGCUCAGUGUGCGCUGUGCACAUGAAGAAGACCGCCUGGAGAGGCUGCAGGUACAAUUAGAAGACACUAAGAAGGCGAGGGAAGACGCCUAUGAAAAAUACGUAGCAUCCAGAGACCACUAUAAGUCAGAGUACGAGACCAAGUUGAGAGAAGAGUUGGAGAACAUCAGGCUGAAAACCAGUCAGGAGAUAGACAACCUGCAGAGAACGUCCAGGGAGAUGUAUGAGAGGGAGAACAGGAACCUGCGUGAGGCCAGAGACAAUGCGGUGCUGGAGAAGGACAGAGCCUUGGCUGCUGAGAGAGACGCGCAGUCCAGAUACGAUCAACUGCUGGAACAGUUUCGUCAGCUCCAGCUGGGUACCGACAGCCGAGUAUCAGACCUGUCCAACCAGGCCAAGCUGCACUCUUUCGAAGCCGAGCGCGCUCAGAUGGUCAAAGAAGAGACGGCUAAGGCCCUGGCCCAGUGCCAGGUGGAGUGUGAGAAACAGCAGAAGAAACUCGAGCUCCUGACCCAGGAGUUUUACCGCCUUCAGUCGUCAUCAGAGAAACGGUUGGCGGAGCUGCAUGCUCACAAUGCCGAGCAGGCAUCGCGGCUGGAGACGUAUGAAAAGCUCGAGCAAGAGUUGGACCAGGUCACCAUGCAGGCUGCUGAAAUUGAGAAUGAAGAGGAGGCAGAGAGAGUUCUGUUCUCGUACGGCUACGGAGCAAACGUUCCCACAACGGCCAAAAGAAGACUGAAACAGAGCGUUCACCUGGCCCGCAGGGUGCUGCAGCUCGAGAGGCUGAACACGUCACUGAGGCGGGAGCUGGAGAGACACCAGUCACAGGCAGGACAGAUAUCUGACGAGAUCUCCCACAGCAACUCAGUUUAUGGUUACUCCACGGCUCCUAUGAAAGCAUUGUGAUUUAUUUCAACUGGUUUUUCCUCUCUGUGAUGACAUAACAUAGUCAUUAUCGUAGAGAAGCAUGGCUCCUCUCUCAUCACCAACUAUUUACCUCAUCAAUCCAUCGCACGACACUCUGCUGUGAAAGUCAAUGUCUAAUGAGCAUCUAAUCUUAAAAGACAUAUCGUGCAAACCAAAAAAAGGAUUUUUGCAGCUUGUGAGGUCGGUCAGCACAUGGAUCAUCAAACACUCUUCAGGACUCUUUAGGCAGGGUGUUGUCUGCUUUUUUCUCUCAAAAACCGUGGUCCAAGCUUAACAAUAGUCUCGCCAAUUCUCUGUAUGUACUUUGAAAGCUGUGUCAGGAAACUGACAGGUUGUUUGAGAGCAGACAGCAGACACCUCACACCUUAUAUGAGAAGAGCCAGAAGUUAGUCUUUCUUAGUACCUGUCACACUUGUUGACACAGUGGGAAACAUUACCAAGAAAGCGUGACGGCCGGGCUCUCCCUACAACUCACCUGGCCAAUCACUGAGGCUUUUGUUGUGUGUGGCACACCAUGCAUGUGUGUGCAAUGCUGAGACUUCAAUAUUGGGUGUGUUUAUUUUGUCUUUGCAUGUGAAGUCACUUGUCUACUACUUGUGCCAUGAUGCUUAAAAUCCAACAAUGUUUGAAAUGAUACAUGUGACAGCUGUGUUUCCUUUCCUUAAAUCUAAGACUAAGUCUAAUUCUCUCAAUUUAAGUCAUUUAGAGGUGAGAUUGUGCAAGUUAGAGUAAAGGCUGGGCUGGUUUGAGACUAAAUAAGCUGGCCAUUCAACUGUCCCCUGUGAUUGAAUGACACUCAGCUGGAAUGCCUCAUAUUCAUUGAGCGUGAAAAGAAAGGGUGAAAAAGGAUCUUUUUUCUUCUAUAGAUAGGGUGUUAACCACUUAACCACCUACACAGAUGCUCUGACUAAGUAACUGUUGUCCUUACCCUCCCACCCAGUUCUACUCACUGCUGGCUGGCUGUAAAAGUGGUUUAAUGAGUAACAACACCCUAACUUUGUCUAUUGUUGCGCAGAUUAUAAGCAUGAUACUGGCUGAGUAAUAUAAGGCAUAUGAGCAAAAACAAAGGUUGGAAACUUUAUGAAUCUUCACUGCAUUUGUAUUUUAUACUACUUUUAAUAAAUGAUACACCAUUUUAUAAAUCUCAAUUUUAUUUCCACCACUGAUGACAUCAGAGAUAAGAGUAUCUUGGCAGUGGUUGUGGCUUUAAGUCGUUCUUUAUUUUUAAUAUUAACCACAUGUAAAACAAAACUUUUAAAGUGGAAAUAAUAAGUCAUGUUCAGUUCAAUACACAUCUAACAUGCUGAUAAACGGUUAGGCCCUGAAGUAUUUUGGUUUUAUACUGUAUAUCAUUUCUGAAGUAUGCAAAUAUGUGAGUUGUUCCCCAGUUGUUGGCAGCCAACCAGCUGUUACAGCAGACGCAGCAGCCCUAUAGCUACCUGAUAGAGACGGUGAGACAAAGAGACGCCCAGAUCGGCACACUGAAGGAGCGUCUUUCCUCGCUCGAGGACGAA